UAUAAAUGUGUGGUCGUUGAUUAAACCUGGGUGUCUGUUCUGUCAUUCUCAAGGUCCAGUUUCCCUCUCUAAUAAGCUGCAGGAAUCAUGGGAGCUGUGUUCCUGCCAGCAGAUGCCGCACACUCGGUGCUGCGGAGGCUCCCGAGAGCAAACUUCUUCUUGGAGGAGAUGAAACAAGGGAACAUCCAGCGGGAAUGCAGGGAGGAAAUCUGCAAUUAUGAAGAAGCCAGGGAGGCAUUUGAGAAUGAUGAGAAAACUAGGCGAUUCUGGGAGGAGUACCAGCGUGAGAGCAGCCCUAGGCCUGGAGGCCUUGAGUCCAUCGCUGGUGGCGUUCAUUCCCUGUACCUGAUCUUACCGCUGCUGCUGGUUUUGCUGCUCAUUGCUGCGGUUUCCAUCACAGUUUGGAGAUGUCACUCACGCAAAAGAUCCCAGCAAAGCCCUGCCAUUGGGCGUCCACAAAGAGACACAACCCUAUCUGUGGUGUCAAUGGACCAGUGGGGUCGGGACUACCAUCCUGACAUCAGUCCUCACUCCGAGAUCAGUGCCCACAGUAGCCCCGCCUACCCAGGCGCUGACCUCACACCUGGGCGGGGCAGUCGGGGUGACCCGCCCCCUUCAUAUGAGGAAGCUGUGGGCCAUACAGAUAUACAGAUUGAAGCAGAGCCUCCACCACAAUAUGAAGACAUCAUCAGUAACCACGGUAGCACGGUUGUCAUCUCCCAGGGAAAGUGAUGCAUCUUCCAGGCACCAAUACUGUAUAUUUUUUUACA
Messenger RNA from Rhinichthys klamathensis goyatoka, 770 nucleotides. It is a transcript of the gene prrg1, whose product is annotated as proline rich Gla (G-carboxyglutamic acid) 1. NCBI's taxonomy places the organism in Eukaryota, Metazoa, Chordata, Actinopteri, Cypriniformes, Leuciscidae. Gene Ontology annotation, cellular component: extracellular region. The transcript has 3 exons. The record is from RefSeq and is a predicted model, not a curated record. Bases 88 to 732 code for a protein of 214 amino acids. Gene Ontology annotation, molecular function: calcium ion binding.